This is a messenger RNA of Micromonas pusilla CCMP1545, 903 nucleotides long. RefSeq lists its product as uncharacterized. The record is from RefSeq and is a predicted model, not a curated record. The transcript has a single exon. Bases 1 to 903 code for a protein of 300 amino acids. Lineage: Eukaryota; Viridiplantae; Chlorophyta; Mamiellophyceae; Mamiellales; Mamiellaceae.
AUGCCGCCGGCGACGACGCCGUCGUCGCCGCCGCCGUCGCUCUCGCGGAUGACGAUCUGCGGCUCCCGCGGCGACAGCCUCUCGCUCGGGCCGUUCCUCGACCGCCUUCCUCGAGAGCUGCUCGAGGAAAAGAUACUGAAAGCGCUCCCGACCACCGCCCUGACGCUCUUCGGCCGCACGUGCCGAGGCGCGCGCGAGAUGAUGAUCGAGUCCGGGGACCGCUACCACGGCGAUGGGCGCUCGCGCCCCGAAGGAUGCCCUACGUGCGGCAAGUUCUCCGUGUACGACUUCGUGACCUCCGUGCCUUUGCUCGCGUGGGCCCUAUCGAACGGCCUAAAGGUAGACGCGACUAUCUGCGGCAACGCCGCCUUCCAUGGCGCGCUUGACGUCCUCGCGUUCGCGCGCGAGAACGGAAUCCCGUGGGAUCUCGAUACGUGCGAUGGAGCCGCGCAAGGCGCGAAACUCGACGUCCUCCAGUGGGUGAUCGACCGAGGGUGUCCGCUGGAGAUGAGCGCGUGCGAAGUCGCCGCCGAGGUAGGUCACCUCGACGUUUUAAAGUUUCUGCGCGCGCGAGAUCCGCCGUGUCCCUGGGGCCCGCGCGUGGCCGCGGGCGCCGCGGCGAAUGGGAACCUCGAGUGUUUGAAAUGGCUGCACGAGAACGGGUGCGAGUGGGACGAGCGCGUCUUGAAGCUCGGGUCGCGGCACAACCACGCGGAGCUCUGCGCGUGGGCGGUCAGCGCCGGCGCUCCGGAGUGGCAUUCGGACUCGGAAGACGAGGACGACGAGGAGGAAGUCGACGAGGAGGGCGUCGACGACGUCGGCGACGAAUUCGCAGAAGACGAGGAGGUGGACGAGCUCGAGGACACCGAGGUGGACGAUGAAAACGAGGCGGAGGAGUGGUAG